GUUGAGACUAGACGCUGUGUCACUCGGCUACUUUGUCGAAGGAAUUGGAACCCGGCACUAGGGAAUAUGGCACAAACUAUUUUUGCAUGUGUCCUUCUACUCAUACACCUUUUUAAUGGUGGAGCCGUUACCCCAAAUGACGUCAAAGAAUUAAAGAAAAGAAUCUUCGAGGGAUACGAUGUUAACAUUCGGCCUGUUCCCAACCAAACAGAGUCAAUACACGUGGAUAUGAGAUUCAUCCUUGCCAGCAUCGACAACCUGGAUCUGAAGAUUCAGAAACUAAAAUGGAACGGCUUUCUGAGCUUGCGUUGGACCGACAUAACGCUAUCAUGGAACACCAGUGAGUAUGGAGGCCUGGACUUCAUAACGGUGCCGCAGUCGAACAUAUGGCGUCCCGACUACAUCAUCAACAAUGAGUAUGUACACUUGGGUGUUUCUCAAAAAAAAGCCCUGGGAACCUCGGACACUCUGGUCUUCAUUAAAAGCAGUGGAUUAGUCACUUGGGAACCAGGGAUGGUUAGUGAAACAAGCUGCAAAAUUGACAUCAGAAAGUACCCCUUUGACACCCAGACCUGUUCCUUUGACUUUCUUCCCUGGAUGACAACAAGCAGGUUCUUGAACACUACCAGUCUCAAUAAAAUCGACAUGGCAUCUUUUGUGCCUCAUGGGGAGUUCACCACAGGAGGGUCCUCAGUCCAUUUCGAGCGCAUCAAUUUAGUAUUUACGGACGAUGUAUUGGUGACAGUUAGGUACGAUCUGGUCCUCCACAGACGUCCGGCGUUCUAUUGGAUGGUCAUGGUAUUUCCAAUGUCAACCUUUCCAAUGCUGAGUCCUAUCAGCUUCCUCGUGCCUGUUGCCAGUGGGGAGAAGAUAACUCUGUCAAUCACCGUGGUGUUGUCCUACUUUGUAUUCAUUGGGUCAAUGAACGACGCGAUGCCAAAGUUGUCCGAUACAGUUUCCUUGAUAGGUACGUCCAUACUAAUUUUCUUUUCUUUUGAAGGACUAGACUUUCAAGGAAUUUCAAGGCCUCACCGAGGACCCAUUCUGACCGUCUUCAGUGGGCAACACAGAACCAACAUUGGCGCCACCGGCAGCGGAGAAGAGUCUCGGCAGAUGGCAGAGAAAUAG
Molecule: messenger RNA, 1128 nt
Organism: Haliotis rufescens (red abalone)
Lineage: Eukaryota; Metazoa; Mollusca; Gastropoda; Lepetellida; Haliotidae
Product: neuronal acetylcholine receptor subunit alpha-10-like
Exons: 6
Coding region: 67-1128 (353 amino acids)
Biological process (GO): signal transduction; monoatomic ion transmembrane transport; nervous system process
Cellular component (GO): membrane; neuron projection; synapse
Molecular function (GO): extracellular ligand-gated monoatomic ion channel activity; transmembrane signaling receptor activity; neurotransmitter receptor activity
Source: RefSeq, a predicted model, not a curated record